Molecule: messenger RNA, 1814 nt
Organism: Anguilla rostrata (American eel)
Lineage: Eukaryota; Metazoa; Chordata; Actinopteri; Anguilliformes; Anguillidae
Product: Fc receptor-like protein 5
Exons: 8
Coding region: 126-1814 (562 amino acids)
Biological process (GO): cell surface receptor signaling pathway
Cellular component (GO): plasma membrane
Molecular function (GO): transmembrane signaling receptor activity
Source: RefSeq, a predicted model, not a curated record
UUGCACUCCAGCUUCUGUUCCUCCCCCUAUCAUUUCCUGUCCAGGCUUUAAUAUCAAUAGCACGCAACGCUGUGUGCAUUUUCUUUCAUUCUUACACACCUCCCUCGCCUCUUAACUGCAACACAAUGGAUUGGAUUGUAAUCAUUCCUUUGUAUCUAUGUGCAGCAUUCUUUGCCUUGGCGAGGAGUCAGAAGCCAACUGUGACCAUGUGUCCUGAGUUCAACCAGGUGUUUUCUGGGGAUACAUUAGUGCUGACCUGCUCAGGGUCAGGCCAGCUGAAAUGGUUCUUCAAUACCAACCUCAUUAAAGACCAAAUGCGUGAAACCUGGACCAUUAAUGUCAUCUCCAAAAAUGAUUCUGGCUCAUAUCAAUGUGAGAGGAAUGGCGAAAAAAGUGCUCCUAAAGAUGUCACAGUUUUGGAUUAUCUACCUGUUGCCUCUCUCUCCAUAAAGUCUGGUAGGGCAGUGAUUAAUAGGGGGGACCCUGUGGUUUUGGAGCUCCACGUCGACACAGGGCUGCUGGACUGGCGCUGUCGAGUAUUCAAGGGGGGGAAGGUGAAGAAGAUUCGUUUUGAUAAAACUCUGAUGACUUCUGAUAAAAAGGAUGUGCAGUUUCAUGCAAAAACCCUGGAGGCCAAUGAAUCCCCAGCCAUCUUCUGGUGUCAACAUAAGACAGAAAUGAAAAGGAGCAACCCUAUUACUAUCAAGACCACAGGUCAGAUGGUAAUGUUGGAGACCCCUCCUGAGCCUGCAAUUCUGGGGAAACCGCUGACUAUACAGUGCCGUGUAUGGGGAGAACCCGACAUAAGUAGGGCUGUUUUCCUUAAAAAUGGCGUGGAAAAACAAAAUAAAAAGAACUCUUCUCUCACCAUCGACAGUGUAACAAUUGAAGAUCAGGGAAAUUAUUCAUGCACAGCAACCUAUAAAUUCAAGGAAAAUACCAGCAAAAUCCCAAAUACUGUCACCUCUGACUUUCAGGAACUCCUUGUCAAAGCACAACCUCCAGAGGCAGUCUACAUAAGAAGUGGAACCAAUUUGAAGUGUUCCUGUCCAAAAUGCUCUAAGCCACACGGCUACCGGUGGUACAAACAGAAGCAAGGGCAAAUGGAAAUUGAAGACCUGGAAGACAUCAAUUUCUCUUCCAGUGAAGGGAGGUCUUACUGGUGUAAAGCAGUAUGGAAUGAUAGAGUCUCAGCACCAAGUGCGCGAUUUAGUCCGAAUCAGGAUUCCUCAGAUCCGGAGUCGAAGCCUGCCCCUGUGAUACUGAUCGUGAUAUUAUUUGUCUGCGUCAUUCUUAUGGUUUCAUGUUGUGUAAUUGCAGUAUUUUAUAUGAAGAAAAGACGGUCAAGUGCUGCCUUCCGGGAGGACGGAGGGUAUGAGGAAGUCGGACAGAGGAAAGCAACAGACAACAUCAUGAUGCAAGAGAAAAAGAAAGAGGGUGAAUAUGAGGCCCUGAAACAAUCUGAGAAAGAGGGGGAGUACCACACUUUAGGGGCCGAGGGGGGGAAAGGAACAGAAGCUGGUUAUGAGGCUCUGAAGAGAUCCAAAAUGGACGAGAAAGAGGGGGAGUACCAGACUUUAGGGGCCGAGGGGGGGAAUGGAGCAGAGGGUGGUUAUGAGGCUCUGAAGAGAGCCAAAAUGGACGAGAAAGAGGGGGAGUACCAGACUUUAGGGGCUGAGGGGGGUAAAGGAGCAGAGGGUGGUUAUGAGACUCUGAAGAGAGCCAAAAUGGAUGAGAAAGAGGGGGAGUACCAGACUUUAGGGGCCGAGGGGGGGAAAGGUGGAGAAGAGAUCUUAAAGAAAAAUAAUGAUUAA